Messenger RNA from Linderina pennispora, 792 nucleotides. RefSeq lists its product as uncharacterized. Lineage: Eukaryota; Fungi; Kickxellomycota; Kickxellomycetes; Kickxellales; Kickxellaceae. The record is from RefSeq and is a predicted model, not a curated record. Gene Ontology annotation, biological process: protein ubiquitination. The transcript is spliced from 2 exons. Bases 1 to 792 code for a protein of 263 amino acids.
AUGAGCAUCAUGUCCAUCGACAUCCUAACCGCCCACACAGCCACCCCUGUCGAAACACUAGCAUCGGGUGCGCCAACUGAGACUCUUCUCAGUGCCUUGUCUUCUGAGCCAAGCCCCCCACAGACCCGGAGUAGCACGCUGCAAACUACAAUACUGGUGACUGUUUUCGGAGCUUGGAUCCUGUUCGUAUUUGUUCUGUCGGUCUACAUCAUACAGAGGCGUAUUCGCGCGGCGCGCAUGGAGAUCGGCGAUGAAGAGAACCCGCGCGUGCGAUUCACGGUCGAAUACAGGCCACGGCGUAGCGUCGCCAAACAAAACGUGUUCACCCCGGCCGAGCUCGACCUCAUGCCUGCACUUACGUUUGCCGAGUACAAAUCCAGUGGGGCCAAGCAUGCGUGGCCCAAACACAAGCACUCGGUCCUGACGCUCGAUGGGCUGGCAGACAAGCAGAAAGCCGUAGACAUCGAUGCUAUCAGUAUCCACUCAGAGAACUUGGAAGAGCAGCAUGUGCCUGUGCAGAACGCGAUCGCGCAACAGCAGGAAUGUGCUGGAACCCCCGAUGGCAAGAAUGAUACAGAUGAUAUGUGCGCGGUCUGCAUCGAUGGGUUUGAUGCCGAGUCGACGGUCCGGGCGCUGGUCUGCGGCCAUGUCUUUCAUUGCGAGUGCAUUGACAGGUGGCUGCUGAGCAAGUCAUCUCGAUGCCCACUGUGCAACUCUGAUACCCGCACAUCGCUGGGGCUGCCGCAAAGGCCACCCAAGGCCAAAACCGCAGGCACUCUUCGCCAGGCAUAA